Molecule: messenger RNA, 1878 nt
Organism: Elaeis guineensis (African oil palm)
Lineage: Eukaryota; Viridiplantae; Streptophyta; Magnoliopsida; Arecales; Arecaceae
Product: COP9 signalosome complex subunit 1
Cellular component (GO): COP9 signalosome
Source: RefSeq, a predicted model, not a curated record
CCUCAUCAGAAGUCAGACAGCUAACUCACGCUUUCUUAACGUCAGCGACGCAAGCAAAGGAAACUACGGUACGGGAGACCCUUCCGGCCCCAGUUGCAACUCUGCUAGGGUUUAGCGAAAUCGCGGCCGGAGCUCCGCCCAAGGCUCGAAACUCGAAGCAGCAAACGGUGUGGAGAUGGACGGCGACGAGGAGGGGGUGGCGGGGCCGAUGGGCGACGAGGCGAUGUUCUUGAACGGUGGCGACGAUGGCCGGCAGCAGUGGCGACGGAUCAAGGCGGCGAUGGGCAGCGAGCAGAUUGAUGUGGAGGCCUACGCGUCGCUGUACAUCGGCCGGACCAAGGUGAUGCGUCUGCUCUUCAUGGCGGAGCGCUGCGGAAACGAGGGAAUGCAGCUCGAGGCCCUCCGCCUCGCCUACGACGAGAUCAAGAAGGGCGGGGACUCCCACCUCUACCGCGAAGUAGCCGGCAAGAUAGCCGGCCGCCUCGGGCCUCAAUACACCCUCGACCAGGCCUGGGCCGACGCCAUCGACCGCCGCGCCGAGCAGCGCAAGGACAAGCUUGAUAACGAGCUCAAUGGCUAUAGGACAAAUUUGAUCAAAGAGAGCAUCAGAAUGGGUUACAAUGAUUUAGGAGAUUUCUAUUAUGCUCAUGGUCAACUUGGGGAUGCCUUUAAGAAUUAUGUCCGUACCCGUGAUUAUUGCACUACAUCAAAACACAUUAUUCAGAUGUGUUUGAAUGUUAUUCUGGUCAGCCUCGAGUUGGGCCAGUUCUUGCAUGUGUCGAAUUAUGUUGGUAAAGCUGAGCAAACACCAGAGUCGCUGGACUCUAUCACAGCUGCAAAGCUACGAUGUGCUGCAGGAUUGGCUUACUUGGAGGCGAAGAAGUACAAGCUUGCUGCUCGCAAGUUUCUGGAAACUGGCCCUGAACUAGGGAACAACUAUACAGAGGUGAUAGCACCCCAAGAUGUUGCUACAUAUGGUGGACUUUGUGCACUUGCAUCUUUUGACCGAACAGAACUGAAGAACAAAGUCAUUGACAACAUUAACUUUAGAAAUUUCUUAGAGUUGGUGCCUGAAGUAAGGGAGCUUAUACAUGACUUCUAUGCAAGUCGCUAUGCUUCUUGCCUAGAGUAUCUUGAGAACCUUAAACCAAACCUGUUGCUGGAUAUCCAUUUACAUGAUCAUGUUGAAGCACUCUAUACUCAAAUUCGCCACAAAGCUAUCAUCCAAUAUACACAUCCAUUCAGUUCUGUGGAUCUCCACACAAUGGCGGGUGCCUUUAAAACUAACGUUUCUGGAUUGGAGAAGGAACUCGAAGCUUUGAUCACUGACAACCAGAUUCAAGCCCGGAUAGAUUCGCACAACAAAAUUCUUUAUGCAAGGCAUGCUGACCAAAGAAAUGCGACAUUCCAGCGUGUCCGACAAACUGGUGUUGAGUUUGAGAGAGAUGUUAAGGCGCUGUUGCUGAGAGCCAAUCUCAUCAAGCAUGAAUACAACCAAAGGGCAGCACCGAGGAAAGUUUGAGACAGAAGGCUUAUCUCCUGAAUUGAGUUUUUGCUGGGGGUUUUUUAAAUACUGGGAUCGUGCCUCUUAUGAAUGGAAGCUAGUUUUCUUUUGUGCAUUUGUUUGUAAAAUCCAUGGUUAAAAUUUGUGGGGAUGUCAUGUAUUUGCCUGAUUCGGGCAUGAAAUUGAAACCUUUACAUUUUUAAGGUGGCUGUAAUUUUAUGUACAUAUUUUGAGGUUGGAUAUUUGUGCAUGGCUUUCUGUAGCUAUGAUUGAACGCCUCCAGUUGAUGUGGUAACAUCAGCUGCCAUAACAAAUAUUUACGCACUGUCAAAACAAAGAUACAGAUAAUGCAGACAUUUGUGUUACUUAUUUCA